GUCCUCUACAUGUCGCCGCGCACAGUCUCUUCCUUCAUCAUCGCUGAUGUCUCUCUCCGGUUUUAACAACGUCAACAACGACCAACAGUAGACCCGGGCCUGGAUCUAACUUAUGGGACAUGGCGAUCGUUUUAAGAGGACUUUAAACAAAUGAAAUGUGACCAAAACCACGACGAGCUGACUAAUAAAAGUUCACCUUUGCCUGUCGGGGAAAUGAAGGACGCGAGCGGCCAAACACCUGCAGAGAGCCCCGCAGCGCAGAAUUCAGUACAUAAAAACGGACAUGCUGUUACUCAGAAUGGCCCUAACGGAACACAUACAACUCAACCCCAGACACCAGUGGACUCCAGAGAUCCAGAUCCUGCACCCGCGCUCCCUCCAACCAUCCCGAGGGAACAGUGGGGUGGGAAAUAUGAAUUCCUGCUCUCCUGUAUCGGAUACUGUGUUGGGCUCUCAAAUGUGUGGAGAUUUCCAUACCUAUGUUAUCGCAACGGAGGAGGGGUAUUUCUGAUCCCAUACUUUAUUAUGCUGUUUGUCACUGGAGUGCCACUGUUCCUCAUGGAGCUGAGUUUAGGCCAGUAUGGAGCAGCAGGCCCGAUCACUGUGUGGAAAUGUUGCCCUCUACUAAAAGGGAUUGGCAUUGGGAUGCUGUGUGUGUCCACACUUGUGUCUCUCUAUUAUAAUGUCAUCAUUGCAUGGACAUUUUAUUACCUGGGCAGCUCUUUUCAGAGCCCCCUGCCCUGGUCCUGUGAUGCUGUAGCCAAUGCAGCGCUAUGUGGUAAUGAGACUGAAGGCAAUAACUAUACCACCAAAAGACUCAGCCCCACUGAAAUCUUCUUUAAUGAGCGUGUUCUGGGGGUAGUGUACAGUGAGGGGCUCCAUGACCCCGGCCCUGUGCGAUGGCAGUUGGCUCUCUGUCUGCUGGCCGCCUGGUUCAUCAUCUUUCUGUGCAUGCUCAAGGGCAUCCACAGCUCUGGGAAGGUGGUCUACGUAACAGCCACAUUCCCAUACUUUGUGCUAAUUGUGCUAAUCAUCAGAGGGGCAACACUUGAAGGAUCACUGCAGGGCGUCGCUUUCUACCUCACCCCAGACUGGGCCCGGUUAUUAAAUGCACAGGUGUGGAAUGAUGCAGCCUCGCAGAUAUUCUACUCUCUGGGCAUUGGUGUUGGUGGGCUCCUCUCCAUGGCGUCAUAUAACAAGUUUGACAACAAUGUGAUAAGGGACACUAUAGUUAUCACCGUGGGGAACUGUGGGACCAGCUUCUUUUCCGGAUUUGCCAUUUUCUCCAUCCUAGGACACAUGGCGUGGAGGAAGGGUGUGCCUGUAGGAGAAGUAGCUGAUACAGGUCCAGGUUUGGCAUUUGUUGCUUACCCAGAGGCCCUUGCUCUACUGCCAGGUUCCGUAUUCUGGUCUAUCUUAUUCUUCCUCAUGCUGUUUAUGCUGGGAGUUGAUACUCUGUUCGGCAACAUGGAGGGCAUCACCACAGCAGUGCUGGACGAGUUUCCACAGCUCAGACAAAACCCACUGCUCAAGUGUUUGUUCCUGGGUGCACUCUGUUUUGCCUUCUACCUUAUGGGCCUCCUGCUGGUCACCGAUGGGGGCAUUUACUGGUUCACUCUCAUUGACUCAUUCAGCACCAGUUUUGGCCUCAUCAUAAUCACCCUCUUCAUGUGCCUUGGCAUCUCCUUUUUCUAUGGAGUGAACCAGUUUUGUCAGGACAUCAUAGAUAUGAUCCGUCAUUGCCCUCCGUGGUGCACCAAAGUUUUGAUUUACUUCAAAGCAUGCUGGGUUUUCUUCACUCCGUUUCUUUUACUGUUCAUCCUGACUUACAUCUUCAUUGAAAUGUACAACACGCCUCUUCGCUACGGGUCCUAUGUGUAUCCCAUGUGGGGUAAAGCGCUUGGCGUGUGCAUGGCAACAGUCUGCUGUCUACAGAUCCCCAUUUGGGGCAUUGUCGCCAUCUGCAAAGAAACUGGGACACUAAAAGACCGUUUUCAAAAAUCUAUUCGACCUCUAAACUCCUGGAGGGUGAACAAUUUGAACAGCGCCAGGCAGGUGGAGGAGCGGGUGGAGCCGGAGAGAGUGGAGGCUCCGUUUACAGUGACGCUCACAGAUAUGGAUUUCACCGCCAUGACCUGGGAGGAGGGGAGCCACGCAUGAUCCGUUACAGAACAGGGAAUGACUUAUUUUAUGUAAAAAUUAUAAUUGCACAAUUUGACUCUGAAAGCUGCAUCUGUACAGACUGUCCUGCAGUGCUCCUGGAUUUAUUUCCUAAAUCAAGCUGUUGUUUACCGUCAGGACAAUCUUCAGUGCUGAAGAUUUUUUAUGUUAUAAGAAGAAAUGUGGAUAAUUUAUUAACAUUGCCAGUGUUAGUAAGUAAUUUAUUGUAAGUUUUUUGUUAAAGUUGCACUAUGUAACUUUAUUUCUAGAGGGACUAACACCAUCUUGCCUGGAGGCAUAUUUUAUUACUCUACCUGAAAUGUUCUACAGCAUAGCAUUAAACAUCUCUAUCUCCAUGAAGGCAAGUCCUCUCACAGUAAUAAUGUACAUUUUUCAUUGUACUUUUGACGGUAAUUAAAUAAAUAUGACAUAUAUAACAUACUGAGGAACAUUCUGGUAAAGCAAUAAGAAGGUGGCGCAUGGUCCACUAGAAAAGUUACACAGUGCACCUUUAAAAAAUUACCUUGUUUAUGAAAAAAAAAAUUGCCUGAAUUUCCAUCUCACACAUUGUUCAUGUAAUGUUAAAAAAUGUUAAACCACUGGUUGUGUUUUUAAAUUAUUAUUUUAUGAAACUGCUUUUAUCAUUUAAAUGAUAAAUUAUAAGAUCAUGCAUUAAACAAAAAAUAUGUUGCCAAACGAAAUGCUUGUCUACAUUUCAAGUACCGGUAGUUAUUAUUAUUUUUUUUUAAUGUUUUGGUAUUUUGAUCUACAGGGACUGUUUACUCGUUUGCAUGUUUGGAACAAAAGAAAAUUGCUGGUCUCUUUCAUGUUCAUGUGUAAACUAUUGUAAAUGUCAAAGUGGCUUACUAUUGUACAAAUGGUUACUACUUAAAAGUUUAUUUUCUUACCUUAAAAUUUAAAAUGUGCCUUAUUGCACACUCCACAUGCUGCUUAUGUACAUGAUAGAGUUUUAUUUAAUAUUUGAAACUGUCAGUAAUGUGCUGUAUGUUACCUUGCUUUGGUUUUGUUGUUUUAAUUUGUGCGAAAAUAAAAUAUUAGUGUUACAAUGU
Molecule: messenger RNA, 3230 nt
Organism: Periophthalmus magnuspinnatus
Lineage: Eukaryota; Metazoa; Chordata; Actinopteri; Gobiiformes; Gobiidae
Gene: slc6a7
Product: solute carrier family 6 member 7
Exons: 14
Coding region: 151-2160 (669 amino acids)
Biological process (GO): sodium ion transmembrane transport
Cellular component (GO): membrane
Molecular function (GO): L-proline transmembrane transporter activity
Source: RefSeq, a predicted model, not a curated record